CCUCCGGUUCCAAAUGUGAAGGAUGGAUCGGAAUAGGCAAGAAGGGAAGGGAGAGGAAUGAGAGGGGUCGAAGGGAGGCUCUUUGAGGAGUUCUCACCUGGGUACUACGGCAUCUGCACCGCUGGGGGUAUGCUGAGUGCUGGUACUGCCCAUCUCGCGGUCACGCCUCUUGAUGUCUUGAAAGUGAACAUGCAGGUUAAUCCGAUUAAAUAUAACGGCAUGGCGUCGGGAUUAUCGGUUCUCUGGAGAGAGCAAGGGCCUUCUUAUCUCUGGAGAGGUUGGUCCAGCAAGUUGUUUGGAUAUGGCAUCCAGGGCGGCUGCAAAUUCGGUCUCUAUGAGUACUUCAAGAAACGUUACUCUGAUAUGCUGGUUGACCACAACAGGAGUCUCAUAUUCUUUCUAAGCAGCGCUUCUGCUCAAGUGUUCGCAGACGUGGCUCUAAGUCCCUUUGAAGCUGUCAAGGUUCGUGUCCAAACGCAGCCCGGCUUUGCAAAGGGCUUAGUUGAGGGGAUUCCAAAACUGUACAGGACAGAAGGUCUCUCUGGCUUCUACCGUGGGAUACUUCCGCUCUGGGGCCGUAACCUUCCGUUCUCUAUGGUAAUGUUCUCCACAUUUGAGCAUUCAGUGGAUCUGAUGUAUCGGCAAGUUCUCAAAAGGAGAGAGGAGUGCUCAAGAGCCCAACAGCUUGGCGUCACUUGUUUGGCGGGUUAUGCAGCCGGUGCUGUUGGUACUGUGAUUUCCAACCCCGCUGACAACAUCGUUGCAUCUCUCUACAACAGAAAAGCCAAAAAUGUCUUACAGGCAGUGAAGGAUAUUGGCUUUGUCAAUAUGUUUAGAAGAAGCCUUCCUGUUCGUAUCAUGAUCGUGGGACCUGUUGUUACGUUGCAGUGGUUCAUGUACGACACGAUUAAAGUGCUAAGCGGACUGCCUACCAGUGGAGGGAGUCGCAGUCGCCUAGAAGAAGAAGAUUGUUAGAUGUAUGCCCUAAAGUUAUCAUGUAAUGGUUACAUGUUAGGGAUUUAAGUUGUACUAUCAAUUUCAUCAUUUAUUUAAUGGCAAGGACGUAUUCAU
Messenger RNA from Syzygium oleosum, 1071 nucleotides. RefSeq names its product mitochondrial phosphate carrier protein 1, mitochondrial. The record is from RefSeq and is a predicted model, not a curated record. Lineage: Eukaryota; Viridiplantae; Streptophyta; Magnoliopsida; Myrtales; Myrtaceae. The transcript is spliced from 6 exons. Bases 58 to 975 code for a protein of 305 amino acids. Gene Ontology annotation, molecular function: phosphate transmembrane transporter activity. Gene Ontology annotation, biological process: mitochondrial phosphate ion transmembrane transport. Gene Ontology annotation, cellular component: mitochondrial inner membrane.